AUGCAUUUUUCAAUACCUGAAACGGAGGUUCGUUCGGGGGAGAACGGUUCAACCUAUGUGGCCUACAACAUCCAUGUGAACGGGGUGCUGCACUGUCGGGUCCGCUACAGUCAACUUCUGGGCCUCCAUGAACAGAUCAAAAAAGAGUAUGGCAGCAAUGUGGUGCCUGCUUUCCCCCCAAAGAAGAUCUUCACGCUGACCCCUGCUGAGGUUGAACAGAGGCGAGAACAGCUUGAGAAAUACAUGCAGGCUGUCCGUCAGCAUCCUUUGCUUGGAACCAGUGAGAUGUUCAACAGCUUCUUAAGGAAAGCACAGCAGGAGACCCAGCAGAUUCCAACAGAAGAGGUUGUUUUAGACAUCUGCCUCUCUAACGGCCAGAAAGUUACAGUCAACAUUCUGACCUCAGAUCAGACAGAGGAUGUCCUUGAUGCUGUUGCAACAAAACUGGAUCUCCCAGAAGAUCUUGUUGGGUAUUUCAGUCUCUUCUUGGUCCGUGAAGAUGUGGAUGGAAGUUUAACCUUUGUUCGGAAGCUGCAGGACUUUGAGCUGCCUUACGUAUCCAUUACCAGCUUGCGGAGCUCUGAAUUUCACAUAGUCCUACGGAAAAGCUACUGGGACAUGGCAUAUGACGGUGAUGUGAUGGACAACAGAGUGGGCCUGAAUUUGUUAUACGCCCAGACAGUGUCUGACAUUGAGCGAGGCUGGAUACUCGUCAACAAAGACCAGCACAGGCAGCUCAAAUCGCUGCAAGAGAAAGGCUCCAAGAAAGAAUUCAUCCAUCUAGGUCAGACUCUCAAAUAUUAUGGCUACAUCAAGUUUGACCCGUGCAUCACUGACUUCCCUGAGAAGGGCUGCCAAGUCAUAGUCAGUGCCGGCAACAACGAGCUCAAUUUCCAUGUCAAGCUGCCCAAUGACCAAAUGAAGGAGGGAAGCUUCAAGGUCACGCGCAUGAGGUGUUGGCGAGUCACAUCAUCUCAAGUCCCAGUGUCCAAUGGUACAACGAAUCCUUGCAGCUCAGCCAAAUGCGAGGUCAAGCUGGAGCUGUCCUUUGAGUACUUGAUGAGCAAGGACCGUCUCCAGUGGGUCACCAUCACGAGUCAGCAGGCCAUCAUGAUGAGUAUCUGCCUUCAGUCUAUGGUGGAUGAAUUAAUGGUGAAGAAGUCCGGUGGCAGCAUAAAGAAGAUGCUGAAGAAGCGACACAAUGGCUCCAUCCACCGGGCUGACAGUCAGCAGACUGUAAAGUCCCCCCCUCUACUGGACUCUCCUGACCCGAACCGUGAACAAAUGGUCAAACUCUCGGUGAGUGCUUGUUUCCCUUUUGCGGUGCUGCAGUGCAGCUCAGAGCAGAGCUGCGUAAUAAUCUAUGCUCCUAUUCACACCAGUGUUAACGACACUACUGAUUAUUCCAUUCAGACCAAGCUGAACUCGGUGUCUCUCAGAGGGAUCAGCGCCUCUAACUCGGCUAACGAUAUCAGCGGCAAUGAUUUCCAUGGCAACUACGCUUUCGAGGGGAUUGGAGACGACGACCUGUAA
Menidia menidia (Atlantic silverside) is the source of this 1533-nucleotide messenger RNA. The record is from the annotation of a GenBank genome assembly. NCBI's taxonomy places the organism in Eukaryota, Metazoa, Chordata, Actinopteri, Atheriniformes, Atherinopsidae.